Panicum virgatum (switchgrass) is the source of this 531-nucleotide messenger RNA. RefSeq lists its product as uncharacterized. The record is from RefSeq and is a predicted model, not a curated record. The transcript is spliced from 3 exons. NCBI's taxonomy places the organism in Eukaryota, Viridiplantae, Streptophyta, Magnoliopsida, Poales, Poaceae. Bases 1 to 531 code for a protein of 176 amino acids.
AUGGGUUUCCAUUUUGCUUCGAUCUCGGCCCACGGCCGUGUCGGGCAGCAGAGCCCGGCAGUCUGCUUGCCUGGACCGAUCGUUGCCGACGGCAGGGUGAGCUGCCGCGGCCUGAAACCCUCGUCCAAAACCACGGGGCUUACAGCUUCAUCGACGGACGAACUUGCUGGCAGUGACCUCGGCAGGCGGACCGAGUUCAGUGCUGAAUUGCUGAUGCGUGAUGGUGUCCGCGCACUGACGGAGCGUGGAAGUAAACCAGGGGGGCGACAUGGAUUGGGCCGCCACCUCGGCGGCGCCGAGGAGGUCCGGCGCCUCCAUGAGUCCGGCGAGCUCCGCCGCAUCGUGGCCCCCGCCCCCGCCUUCCCCUCCGCUUGCGCCCGCUGCGGCGGCGAGCGCUACAUGUUCUGCGGCGCUUGCGACGGCAGCCACAAGCGGUACAGCCUCAAGGGCGGCGGCGGGUUCCGCGCCUGUGCCGACUGCAACGAGAACGGGCUCGUCCGGUGCCCCGGCUGCUGCGCCCCCGCCGCCUGA